GUUAGUUCUCUAUAGAUUAGUUACGACGGCGGCUAGUUCUAACUGUUCAAAAAUAUGAAAAUUAUUGUUGCAAUUGUUUUGUGCUGGAUUUGCUUGAGUUCAUGUAAAAAAGUUCCGCGGCCACCAUGUAUCCACAAAAUCAAUGGUACAAAUGGUUUUGUUAAAUUUCCCGGAAUGCUGUUUAAUGACAAAGCGAAGAAAAUAUUUACAGAAGGGAGAAAAAUGAGAGGAAUUUGUAUCAUACACGGAAAAAUACCAGAAAAUAAUGAUUUGAUAUUGAAAAUACGCCCGUCAGUUGCCCACCAGAACUGGAUAUCGGUUGGUGGAAGGAUUUCAGAAAACGGCACUUGGAAAAAUAUGGUCAUUUUCCAAUAUAAUGAUCAAGGAUCAUUUGAUACGUACGCAGACCAUCAAUAUCGUACAUUUGCAAGAGAUGGUGAAUAUGGGACAAAAGACAUAAUGGUCCCAGGAUACAAAUUUGGCCAUGUAAGAAUUGUCUUCCCACGAAAAAAGACAAAUUUGGCAAUUUCAUACUCGUGGACUGAUACCCGAAAAGCCUGUAAAUCGUUGACUGACAUAGCUGACAUAGUAACGUGUACUGAUAGAAGAAAGGUGAAUUCAAAAUGCACAUUGAAGUGUAAGACUGGAUCCGCUCCUUCACCGAUAUUAUAUAAACUAGCCGGAGAUGGAAUUAAAAAGAAACUUCCUCUAAUGUCGACAACUUGCCGGGGAAAUGGUUUUCAGCCGCCUGACUGGUUUCCUAACAUUUCAUCAACCUACUACCAAACGAUCGUCGAUGGGAACUUCCGUAGGUUCAUUAAGAGACAGCUGCUUCCGACACUGAGAGUGGAACCCGAGGUGGAAGAAUGGUAUCGUGCAAUAUUGAUCCAUCCAACUGUUUUGGAGUUUUCGUAUGAAGAUUCGAUGAAUUCACACAAAUGCGUUAGUUUGGAAAACAUAGCGGAUGUCUGUUUUUGGGCAGAGCCAAGAUUUGUCACGGAUGGGAUUGUGAAUUCUUGGGUCGACAGUUGCGACUAUCCAAUUGAUUACAUUCUGAAGUUAUUCGGCGAAGAUGGAGACACUGGAAUUGACCCAGACACAAUUCCCGUUCCAACUAAACUAACACCAAAGGAUCGAAUUCUGCAAAUGGAUUCCGAAGAAGCAAAAUUGCAACUUCUUUGGAAAUUGAUAGAGCAAAGAGAAAUGUAUUUCAAAUGUGUUACUGAAAGCGGACAGGAUUGCAUAAUAGAUGAGUACGAAGAUCUGUACAAUGUUUUGCGAAAACAAGUUACCACCUCUAAGGUAGACAGUAUUUGGGAUGAAUUCAGUGGACAAGUAAUGAAUAAAUGUUACCCUACACAUGGUAUUGAAAGUGGACGUAGAAAACCUCAUUGUUCUUCCAACAUUUGUGAAUUAGUCAAAGUGAAACUGAGUGGUGGAAAAACAUCGUACAAAUAUAAGUACAAAUGUGCAAGCUUUAGAGGACGUGGCCGCCGCGGUGCGUGUAUUAUUUGCAGACACGGAAAGAACAAACUGUGUGAAACACCGAAGGCAUCUGGAUAAGUGGAGAAGCAAAAUAUAAAAAAUAUGACUUUAUGCCAAACUCACUCAUAACGCUACUAUAAUAAAAGUCAUCGCUGUUUUCUUUUGCUUAAUAAAUACAUUGUUCAGUGUAAAUUUGUUAGAAGUGUACCGUUUACUCUUGGAUGUCCAUGUUAAUGAUACUCGUACCAAACUUUCCCGUUCUGCAGGUAAUGCGAGUUAUCUUCAACACUAUGUUGAUACAGCUACACAUAAAGUGGUAUAUUUUCUCUUUCAAUCUUCUUUACAGUUUAUACAGGAUUAUGAUAGCGUAGAUGUAGGAUAGGGAUACGCAUCUCAAUCAAUUUUGCAUGGAAUCAAAAUGCGA
Styela clava is the source of this 1909-nucleotide messenger RNA. RefSeq lists its product as uncharacterized. Lineage: Eukaryota; Metazoa; Chordata; Ascidiacea; Stolidobranchia; Styelidae. The record is from RefSeq and is a predicted model, not a curated record.